GCUGAUGCAUCUUCGAACGCCAGAAGCCAGCUUCCACCUCUAGCACCUCGAGGCCAGCAGCCUGUUCCUGCUACUUCUGCUAAUACAGACAUCGAAUCUGCUGGCGGUAGUACUUCCUCAGCGCGACCGAGACUAUCGCACCGCUCGAGGGCUGGCUGCUGCNCCUGCACUCGUCUGAAUAAAGAAUGCGACUGGGAGUUCCGCUGGAAGUUCGACGAUGUCACCCAAAACACUCAAAACAAGUACUCCAAUGUAUCAACAACAGGCAAUGCUGUCUGGGAUCCACCUCGUACGACAAUGAACAACAGAAGAUCGCAAUCACCUGCUUACGAUGCCCUCCCCUCUUUUGCUGACUUGACAAAUGACGAGGAUCGUGAGAAGAAAGCCGAAGGGCAAGUGCCCGGUACUUUCAACGUCGUCGUCAACCCUGAGAGUUUCGCUGGCCUCCCGGAGUAUGGCCCCAUCUCUGGACCACGGACACGGAGAUCUAGUCUUCAGUCUGGCCGCAACAGCUGGGACAGCCAGAUGUCGACAGAAGUACCACGGGCUAGGCCAAGGAGGAAUCCUGCUAGCGGUGACCCAAAUACCGUAGUGCUGGCCAAGUUUGAGGACGCUCCAUUAUCUUUGCCGAGUCUGGCGAGCUUCCCUGUUGGUAGAAGAACCAGUCUACCAGAGAACCUACAGUCACUAAACAUAUCUGGAGGAUCGCGAGGAUCCAGCAUGCCAUCCGGACGGCGCAAUGACUCAGUCACUCAGGGGCUUCGAGACGAGAGGCUCAUGGUUCAUUAUCGAGGCUUCAUCUCGAAGCGCAUCUUUCCCAUUGGCAAGAGUGUGCUCGUCGACAGACCGAUGCAGGAGGACCCCAUUGUUGCUGAAGCUAGAGACUUUCCUCCUCUCUAUCAUGCUAUAUGCGCAGUCUCAUUGCUCAGUCUGGCACUCAAGGGUCAGCAACAACUCUUGACAGAAGCCUUCCAGCACUACCACCAAGCUAUAUCCUCCAGCUUAUCCUCGCCAUCCGACCUACACUCCGACCGACUUCUAUAUCUUCACUUCCUAUUACUGGUCUACGACAUCAGCUACGCAACACAAGGCUCAAGCAACACACAAGAAGUUUUUAACAUGAACAUGUGGGAACACCACAUCCAGCACCUAAUUCGGAUAGCUCAACAUCGUAAAGGACAAUCGAACGGAGUCUUGCAAGCAUAUCUCUUAUGGUAUGUGCUUUACUUCGACAAACAAGCUUGCCUGUCAGGAAACGGCAACGGGCACUUCGUUCGUGCCUUCCUAACAAACGAAUUGACGAUGCCUAACUGGAACCGCAUCUUCUCAGGCUACGACAUCGUACAAUCGGCCGGAGGCUACCAGGGCGAAGACACGAGUGCUCAUACUGAUGUCUUUAAGUUCGCCCACCAAGUAUGCAUACAAGGUGCCAAGCUGUGCCAGUUGCAACUCAAACUGCGCGCUGAGGCUACGGCACAAAAUCUGCGUGGUCCGCAAGGUAGCCAGGUACUAGCCGCAUGUACACAGAUGGUCGCUCAAUUGCAAAGCGAGCUGUACGCAUCAUGGCACCGCUACUGCCCGUCCUAUCUCUUCCAGCCAAACUCCGAUUAUGCGACAGGUCAACUUCCCGUCAUCGCCCGCAUAUUCCUAGACUUUGCACAACUACAAUUCAGCACUUGGAUCGUCUACUCGAACAGCUCGCUCUACCCCACCCAGCCUUUCCAUCUGAACCCCAACCAACGCUCCGAAACCCGUCUCCACAGCUUGAAAAUCCUCUCCAUCGCCGACGCCGCCGUCGCACUUCAGAACUACGAUCAACAUCAACUCGUAUUCCCAGUGUUCAUCGCAGGCUUCGCGAGCCUGGACAUGGAGACUCAAUCGCGAGCCCUCGCGCUGCUGAGGGUGAUGGAAGGAACGGGUAUAUCGAGGAACGCAACGAGGAGUAGGGAACUGCUGAGUAUGGUAUUCGACGAGCAGAGGGCGACGGUGCUGCGUGGAGGGAGGGCGGAAGAGGUGGAUUGGAUUGAUGUCGCAAAGUCGAAGGGUAUGGGUGUCGUCAACUUUGGACUC
Messenger RNA from Aureobasidium vineae, 2070 nucleotides. NCBI's taxonomy places the organism in Eukaryota, Fungi, Ascomycota, Dothideomycetes, Dothideales, Saccotheciaceae. The record is from the annotation of a GenBank genome assembly.